Molecule: messenger RNA, 936 nt
Organism: Medicago truncatula (barrel medic)
Lineage: Eukaryota; Viridiplantae; Streptophyta; Magnoliopsida; Fabales; Fabaceae
Product: pollen-specific leucine-rich repeat extensin-like protein 1
Exons: 2
Coding region: 1-936 (311 amino acids)
Source: RefSeq, a predicted model, not a curated record
AUGACUCAAUCACCAAAGAACUCUCAAGAUCCUCCAUCCUCACCCAAAAACAAACCUCCAUCUGAUUCGCAACAACCACAUUCAUCUUCUGCACCGGAACAAUCUGCCUCCGGAUCAAAGAAACCUGCCUCCAGUACGGGACAAGAUGCCUCUGCAACCAAGCAAACUGCCUCCUCAUCGGCAAAACGUGUCUCCGGCGGACUGACAAAACUACUCUCUGAAACGGGAAAAGAUGCCUCUACAGCAGAAGAAGGUGCCUCUACACCGGGAAAAGAAUCUUCCACACAAGAAAAGUCACCAUCGGCACCGGAACAAAAACCACCUUCUGCUACUGAAUCAGAGCCCAUUGCCAUACCUUCAAGGAAAUGUAGUGAUCUCCAAGACACACCAAUUCAUCAUCCUAAAUCAGAUGCUCCUUUAGCCAGAACUCAUCGACUUCCAGGGUUUCUCUCAUCAGGCGAGUCUGCUGAAACAUCAGACAACUCUGAUCAAGAAGAAAAAGCACCAUCUGCUGCUAAGAAAGAAGAAACACCAUCUGCUAAGAAAGAAGAAGAACCAUCUGCUGCUAAGAAAGAAGAAGUACCAUCUGCUGCUAAGAAAGAAGAAACACCAUCUGCUAAGAAAGAAGAAGAACCAUCUGCUGCUAAGAAAGAAGAAGUACCAUCUGCUGCUAAGAAAGAAGAAGCAUCAGCUAAGAAAGAAGAAGCACGAUCCACUGAUCAGGAGGAAGAAGCGCAGAAACCGAACCAGGCUCCACCGCAGCAAGAUAGAGAGAAGACGUUCCUCAGGGGCAUCACAGUCGCCUUAGUCAUUUCCCAAAUCCUUACACUGGAAACAAUUAUCACAAAGUGUCUCAAUUAUCCUCUUUGGGAGAAAUCUGUUGAAAACCCAAAAAAUAGGCAGAAUGCACGCGGUAAUAUUACAGCACCAACAUAA